AUGGCUCCCCUGUCGUACUCCAAGACCGCCAAGGUCCCCCGUCGCCCGUUUGAGGCCGCCCGACUUGACUCCGAGUUGAAGCUUGUCGGCGAGUAUGGUCUGCGCAACAAGCGCGAGGUGUGGCGUGUCAUGCUGACGCUGUCCAAGAUCCGUCGUGCGGCCCGUCAACUCCUGACGCUCGACGAGAAGGACCCCAAGCGGCUGUUCGAGGGCAACGCCCUGAUUCGCCGUCUGGUGCGUGUCGGUGUGCUCGACGACUCGCGCAUGAAGCUCGAUUACGUGCUGGCCCUGAAGGUCGAGGACUUCUUGGAGCGUCGUCUGCAGACGCUGGUCUACAAGCUGGGUCUGGCCAAGUCGAUUCACCACGCGCGCGUGCUCAUCCGCCAGCGCCACAUCCGCGUCGGCAAGCAGGUCGUCAACGUGCCGUCUUUCAUCGUCCGUCUCGACUCGCAGAAGCACAUUGACUUCUCGCUCAACUCGCCCUUUGGCGGCGGCCGUCCUGGCCGCGUCCGGAGAAAGAAGGCCGCGGCCGCCAGCAAGGGCGACGGCGAGGAGGAGGAGGAGGAGGAGGAGUAG
Molecule: messenger RNA, 576 nt
Organism: Grosmannia clavigera kw1407
Lineage: Eukaryota; Fungi; Ascomycota; Sordariomycetes; Ophiostomatales; Ophiostomataceae
Product: 40S ribosomal protein s9
Exons: 3
Coding region: 1-576 (191 amino acids)
Biological process (GO): translation; positive regulation of translational fidelity
Cellular component (GO): cytosolic small ribosomal subunit
Molecular function (GO): structural constituent of ribosome; rRNA binding
Source: RefSeq, a predicted model, not a curated record